AUGUUGUUUGAUGUAGGUGAUGGAAAAAGUGCAACAGGCAAUAGCAUUCUUGGAACUAAGGCUUUCAAGUCGAUGCACUGCUCUUCUUGUGUUACAACUGCUAGCCAGCUUCAAACUACUCAAUUACAAGACGGAAAUAUACUUAACGUCAUUGAUACCCCUGGACUGUUUGAUAUUUCCCGUGAUCCUGAUUUUGUUAUAAAAGAACUUGUUAAGUGCUUUGAUCUGGCUAAGGAUGGCAUCCAUGCUCUACUUUUGGUUCUGUCUGGACGAAGCCGGUUCUCAAGAGAAGAACAAGCUUCUGUGCAAUGCUUUGAGAGAAAAAUUAUUGAUUACAUGAUUGUGGUCUUUACUGGAGGAGAUGAGCUUGAAGAAAAUGAUGUGGUUUUGGUUGAUUACUUAGACCAUUGCCCUGAGCCUUUAAAGGAAACUCUUGAAAAAUGUGGCAACAGAUAUGUACUUUUUGACAAUAAGACUGAGGAUCCAGUGAAGAAAGCUGAACAAUUGACAAAUCUUAUUUCUUAA
Molecule: messenger RNA, 525 nt
Organism: Solanum tuberosum (potato)
Lineage: Eukaryota; Viridiplantae; Streptophyta; Magnoliopsida; Solanales; Solanaceae
Product: protein AIG1-like
Exons: 4
Coding region: 1-525 (174 amino acids)
Molecular function (GO): GTP binding
Source: RefSeq, a predicted model, not a curated record